This is a messenger RNA of Racocetra persica, 475 nucleotides long. Lineage: Eukaryota; Fungi; Glomeromycota; Glomeromycetes; Diversisporales; Gigasporaceae. The record is from the annotation of a GenBank genome assembly.
GAGAGAAAUGAGUCAAAUUGUCGCUCGAAUUCGUUAAUUUCGCGUAACAUAGCUCGACAUAUAGAGGCGGAUAACGAUUUGGCAGAAAAUUCAUUGCUUAAAAACAAUCAUAAUAAUAGACAAAUACCACCAGUAUCUAAACAAAAACUUAAAGCAUGUAAAGCAAGUCAAGCAUCAGUAAAUGCACGAAAAGCUGCUCAACAUGAAAAAAUAAUUCAAAAUAUUAAUAAAACAUUAAUUGAAAUAGAUGAUGACAAAUUACAAUUAUUAAUUGAUAGAGUUAAGCAACUGCCUGAUGAUCAAUUGAAAUCUGCAAUUCACUUAUUAGAUACAAUGCGAUACUUCAAAGGACCUAAUGAAGGAAAAGCAGUUGCUCAGGCAAUAUUUGAUACAUUUAACCAUUUUAAAUUAAACUCUCAACAAUGCUUUGCAUGUGUAUCAGAUAAUACCAACUAUAUGAGCGGCAAAGUUGGAG